This is a messenger RNA of Symbiodinium pilosum, 238 nucleotides long. The record is from the annotation of a GenBank genome assembly. Lineage: Eukaryota; Dinophyceae; Suessiales; Symbiodiniaceae.
GUUUGUCGACCACGAGUGGACAAAGCACGGAUCCUGCGCUGGAGCGGACACGGCCCAGAGCUUCUUCCAGGAAGUCUGCAACAUGGCUCAGGAGCCGCUGCAAGUGAUGCAGAAGCAGCUGCAAAAGAGCAAGAAUCUAAAUGAUGUUGUCGAUUCGCUGAAGCGGUCAAACUUUUCCGUUUAUGAGACAGACCACGAGAACGCGCAGGUCCUCUUGUCUGCCUGUGCUGGAGUAGAU